Messenger RNA from Malaclemys terrapin pileata, 576 nucleotides. Its product is annotated as exocyst complex component 1-like. The record is from RefSeq and is a predicted model, not a curated record. NCBI's taxonomy places the organism in Eukaryota, Metazoa, Chordata, Testudines, Emydidae. The coding region runs from base 1 to 576 and encodes 191 amino acids. The transcript is spliced from 4 exons.
AUGUCAGCAAGCCUAAAAAUGAGCCUCCAAGACAUUGUUUUCAGACCUAAAAGAGAGAAACUUGUGCAUGUCUUGGAAUUAUCAAUGCCUUCCACUAUGCAGAGAGAGGAGCAAUCCUAUCUGUGCGUUACAGUUACCAGAGAAAAAGAUGUGAAAAUCACUUAUUUGAUCACUGUAGAGGAGAAGACAAGCAUCCAGUACAAAAUCGAUUGUAUGUGGCUGCUGAAAGAUCUAACCUUGAUAGAUGGAAAAGAGGCCAUGCAAGAUUACCCGAAAUUUGACAUGCAUUUUGAACAUGUUUAUAGCUGGGAAGCCUUCAGCACUGCAGCCAAAUAUGCGUUUACACGCUGCAUACGGAAAAUGAGUAAAAUUCACUACAGAAGGGACAUUGAGUUUGUGAAUUUUGACGACGAUUAUAUGAGCGCCACUGGACACUUCCAAGUAUCUGAAGAUACGAUGCUUGCCUUGAAACUUUGUAUACAGGUUUUGAACUGUCUGAUUCUGAGCUCGCUUACAUCAAUACCAAUCCGAAGUUACUGCAUCACAGUCAGUGGAGUUACACCUGGUGCAGAGUGA